AUGCCAAAUGCCGACGUUGCGUACGGCACGCUAGACCAGGCAGUGGCCCGCAUGUCCGCGGGUUCUUGGCUGUUCGUGCUCGACUUGCGUUUCUACUCCACUGGCAGACGCCAGUUCGGGAAAUACAACUAUUUACCAUUCGGCCUCAAGCUUGCGCCUGGUAUCAACGAUACCAACGUGAAGGAGAGUUUGAGAAUCCUCCGCCUGCGCGCCGAAGUGGACCUGUUAGACUUCGUUGACGAUCUUUUAGGCGCGGUACCGGACGAGAGCACGGCUUGGCAGAACCUGUGUCGAGCAGUUCGAUUUCUGUUGCGGCGUGGCAUCCCCAUCAGUGCCAGCCCCCUGGCCGACCCACCGGCGACCCUAUCGGAGCUCAGCCGCGCAGCCCUGGCGCACAUCUGCUCCGCCCUGGGCACGCCCCCAGCGCGUUCCUUGCACUGCGGCGGCGGGCCUCUCAGCGCGUGGGGCCAGAAAUCCCCCGAGUUCGCUGAUUGGGCGAACCUUGCUCGCGAAGGCGCAAUCCGGGUCGUGGAGCGCGACGCUUCCAAAAUGCACGGUUGGCCAUACCACCUGUGUUGGGACAGCCGCGUUGUAGUCGAGGCGCGGCCUGAAAAUUUUGCAAUCGGGGAGGCGCAGCCCAAUUCCUUGGAAAUCAAUUACACGGAGUUGCGGGUUGCAGUCCAGCGCCUUCUCAGGGAGUCUUCUUCCUUGAAGGGUUGGCGAGUUCUGUUCAGGCUCGACAAUUCCGCUGCCGUGCAUUGCGUCAAUGUGCGCUACGGGCGGAUGCCUUCCCUCGAGUCUUUGGCACAUCGUUUCGAAAGUGCCGAGCAGGCGGCUCAAUGUUGGGCGCUGGCCUUGCGCAUCCCUGGCAAGAGCGACGUCAUUGCAGACGCGGGUUCUCGGUCCUUGGAUUUCGCGCGUUCCUGGCGCGAGGAUCUGCGCAGGGGCGCCGCUCUCCGCAAGGCCUUGUUUCAAGAGGUCGAAUCAAGAUGCGGCGUUCAGUUCGCGGUGGACAUGUUCACAGAUGGACUCGGCAGGACGGCUUUCGCCCGCGAGUGGCGAUUUCCAGAACUUUCCGUUUUCCAGGCCGACCUACGCGGCCACGUGGUGUGGGCGCACCCACCGCGCGCGCUCUUGAAGGAGACGUUCCAAUGUUUGACUUCCGCCGUUGCUGGUGACGCAGACCUGCGCGUUGUCGCCCUGUGCCCG
Messenger RNA from Prorocentrum cordatum, 1209 nucleotides. The record is from the annotation of a GenBank genome assembly. Lineage: Eukaryota; Dinophyceae; Prorocentrales; Prorocentraceae.